AUGAGUGCAGCGUCAAACAUUCAUUUACGAACCGAUUCGGCUCGUGGUUUUCAUGCUAAUCCGGCAUUUGAAGAUACAGAGCCGUCAACCACUGCACCAAGCCCAAUGGGUUCAAAUAUUUUUAUAGUAAAAUCGGAUGAUGAAAAUCAACCCCGUCAUGAACAAGUAAAAACAAAAAACAAUAUUGGUCGUACAGUUUUACGUGGUGUUCGAUCGAUGUGGGCAACACGACAAACAGAGAAAGAUUUAUCAGACAAUAAAGAUCUCUAUGUUAAGACGACAUUACGUGAGCUUGUUGUCUAUCUCGUUUUCAUUACCAUUUUAUGCAUAAUUACAUUUGGUAUGACAAGUGCGAAAAUGUAUUAUUUUACAACUGUUUUGACCAAUCUGUUUAUAACCACAAAAGUUGAUGGUGUUGGAGACCAACCAGCAUUUCAAGAUAUUGGAAAUUUUCAAGAUUUUUUUGAUGUUAUGGGAGGUCCUAUUGUAAAAGGUUUAUAUAAUGAAAAAUGGUACAAUGACGAUAACAUCACAAAUACUCAAUACGGCUAUGUUUUAUAUGAAAACAAACUUCUUGGUCGUCCAAGGCUACGUCAAUUGAGGGUUACAAAUCAUUCCUGUAAAGUUCAUAAAAAAUUUAUCGCUGUCGUUCCUGACUGUUAUGCUGCAUAUAGUCGUCGUAAAGAAGAUAAAAGUUCUUAUGGACCGGAUAAUGAUAUAAUUGCAAAAACAGCAUGGCAGUAUCAAUCAUCAGCAGCACUAAAAGGUUCAUCUGUAUCAGGUCAAAUCUCGAGUUAUUCAGGAGGUGGUUAUGUUCAAAAUUUGGGAGAGAACUACGCUGAAUCAAAGGAAAUAUUAGAUGAUUUACAACAAAAUUUAUGGUUGGAUCGUGGUACUCGAGCGGUUUUCCUUGAUUUUACUGUUUAUAAUGCCAACAUCAAUUUAUUUUGUCAAAUACGCAUGAUAGUCGAAUUUCCAGCAACAGGUGGUGCUAUACCAUCACAAGCAUUCAAUACUGUUAAACUAAUUCGAUAUGUUUCGUCCAAGGAUUAUUUCGUUUUGGCAUGCGAAGUUUUGUUUGUACUAUUUACGCUGUAUUAUACAAUUGAAGAAGUGAUUGAGAUAUCACAAAUUCGUAUACAAUAUUUUAAAACAAUUUGGAAUAUUCUUGAUGUUGUCAUUAUUCUUAUUUCAUAUAUUUGUGUAUUAUUUAAUUGCUAUCGACAAAUUAAAGUUGGACAAAUACUGGAUGCUCUAUUACAAAAUCAAGAUAGUUUUGCUGAUUUUGAAUUUUUAACCUAUUGGCAGGUACAAUUUAAUAAUAUUAUUGCAUUUGCUGUCUUUCUUGCAUGGAUUAAAAUCUUCAAAUAUGUCAGUUUUAAUAAAACAAUGACACAAUUGACUGCAACAUUAUCAAGAAGUGCAAAAGAUAUACUUGGUUUUGCUGUCAUGUUUUUCAUUGUAUUUCUGGCUUAUGCACAAUUUGGUUACCUUCUAUUUGGUACGAUGCUUCCAGAUUAUCGAACAUUUGCCAUUUCAAUAUUUAGUUUAUUUCGUAUUGUUCUCGGCGAUUUUGAUUUUAAUGCAAUGUUAGGAGCACAUCGUAUAUUGGGUCCCGUAUUUUUCUUAACAUAUGUAUUUUUUGUAUUCUUUGUUUUACUGAAUAUGUUUUUGGCUAUAAUUAAUGAUACAUAUUCGGAAGUAAAAGCAGAUAUUUCUACACAAAAAUCUGAAAUUGAACUUGGUGAUUAUUUUAAAAAAAGUUAUGAAAAAGUGUUGGAUAAAAUGAAUAUUAAACGAGAUCGUAUCAUUGAUAUACAAAGUGCAUUAAAAAAUGCUGAUAUGAACAAAGAUGGUGUCAUUGAAUUUAGUGAAUGGCGACGAGACUUAAAAGCACGUGGAUAUACGGAUGCUGAAAUUGAAAAUGUCUUUUCGAAAUAUGAUACGGAUGGUGAUCGACAAUUGAAAGAUUCUGAACAACAACAACUUGAAGCCGAUUUACUUGCAGAAGAAAGUAAUUUAAAUAAAGAAAUAAAAGGUUUACGAGUUUCACAAGCAACUGGAUAUCAUGAUGAUAAUGAUAAAAGUGUGGGUAAUCGUAUAUCCUAUGAAGAAUUUGCUGUUUUACUUCGUCGUGUUGAUCGUAUGGAAUAUUCAAUUGGAAGUAUUGUCUCCAAAAUUGAUGGUGUUCUAACAAAACUUGAAACAUCAGAAAAAGAUAAAAUGAAACGACGUGAAGCAAUGACAAAAAUAUUGGAUAGUAUUAGCAAUGAUAAUCGUAUAAGCAAUGAUAAAAAACAUGAACGAUUAGAAAAAAUGCUUCGUGAUGAAUUAGAAGCAUGGGAUAGAAGUGAACGGCAAGUACAAACAUCGUCAAAUGUAUUGCAACAAAGUGGUACACCGGGAACACCAAGAGCCGGUGACGCAGCUCCUCCUCGCCGUUUGAGUCCAUUAGAUCUUGAACGACCUCGUCCAAUAAGUGGACUAAAUGUUAAUUAA
Molecule: messenger RNA, 2499 nt
Organism: Didymodactylos carnosus
Lineage: Eukaryota; Metazoa; Rotifera; Eurotatoria; Philodinida; Philodinidae
Source: the annotation of a GenBank genome assembly